Messenger RNA from Phymastichus coffea, 4292 nucleotides. It is a transcript of the gene ari-1, whose product is annotated as E3 ubiquitin-protein ligase arih1. The record is from RefSeq and is a predicted model, not a curated record. Gene Ontology annotation, cellular component: cytoplasm; nucleus; ubiquitin ligase complex. Gene Ontology annotation, molecular function: ubiquitin conjugating enzyme binding; zinc ion binding; ubiquitin protein ligase activity. Gene Ontology annotation, biological process: protein polyubiquitination; positive regulation of proteasomal ubiquitin-dependent protein catabolic process; ubiquitin-dependent protein catabolic process. The transcript is spliced from 12 exons. Bases 537 to 2069 code for a protein of 510 amino acids. Lineage: Eukaryota; Metazoa; Arthropoda; Insecta; Hymenoptera; Eulophidae.
CUAAGAGAAGGAGAGGAGAACUGCAACUCAUAGAACAACUCUUUGCCCGGAGCACGCUCGUAGCCAAGUGGAGGGGGAUAAAGGAAAGGACGGACAGCAGACCAAAGCAAUAGUAUUGGUUAGUCAACAGCAAGAGGCUCGGCAGCAGACACGCGUUAGACACUGCGCUGCUGCUGCAACCUUCACUAAAUUCGCAGUGAUAAUACGAGUGUGUAUCGUGUGGUGAAAAGGUUCAAACGGAGCGUCAGCAUAUACACAGACACAGGGCACGCGCACACGUAUCCGUGUAUGUACACAUGCGCGUAUUCGCCACCGCCAAUGCACAGAAGGCCUCGAUUGCUGACAGUUUAGUUUAAACCAACUGAAGUAAGCGCCGUGUACGUCGACGUCGACGACGAACGACUCAGCUUAUAAAGCCAUCGUCGCUGUGUUUUGACUCCUCUCUGCCAACUUGAACUCUCUCAAGCUCAACGCGCAUAUAUUUUUGCCUAACUAGACUAUAAAGGCAUCAAUAAAAAUACACAUUAUCAGUCACAAUGGAUUCUGAGGAAGAAACACUGUAUGAUGAUGUUGACUCUGGUAAUGAAUCCAGUGGAGACGAUGUAGAUUUUGCCAUGGAAAUCGAGUCUAGCAAUCUACGAGAGAAGGCAAGUGAUACAGAUGAGUAUCCAGUUGAAGUUCUUUCGACAGAAGAGAUUGUGCAGCACAUGGUGGAUUGUAUCAAAGAAGUCAAUUCAGUUGUAGAGAUACCAGCAACUACUACAAGGAUUUUAUUGAAUCAUUUCAAAUGGGAUAAAGAAAAACUGAUGGAAAGAUUUUAUGAUGGUGACCAGGAAAAAUUGUUUACAGAAGCACACGUAAUAAAUCCAUUCAGAAAAGGUACUGUAAUAGGUAGGAGUCGUUCUUCUCAUAAUUCUUUGUCUCGACGCAACUCUACAAAUUCAAUGGAAGAAUGUGGAAUCUGCUUCAACGCCUUACCAGCAUCUAUGAUGACUGGUUUGGAAUGUGGGCAUCGGUUUUGUACAGGUUGCUGGGGUGAAUAUCUCACAACAAAAAUCAUGGAAGAAGGAAUGGGUCAAACAAUAUCAUGUGCAGCACAUUCCUGUGAUAUUCUAGUGGAUGAUGCCACAGUUAUGAAAUUAGUCAAAGACUCUAAAGUCAAACUAAAAUAUCAACAUCUUAUAACCAACAGUUUUGUGGAGUGCAAUAGGCUACUGAGGUGGUGUCCAACGCCCGACUGCAAUAACGCGAUAAAAGUACAGUAUGUGGAAUCAAAGCCAGUAACGUGCAAGUGCAAUCACACAUUUUGUUUCAACUGCGGUGAGAACUGGCACGAUCCCGUCAAGUGUAACCUACUACGGAAGUGGAUCAAGAAAUGUGACGAUGACUCUGAGACGUCCAACUGGAUUGCAGCAAAUACGAAGGAAUGUCCUAAGUGUAACGUAACCAUUGAAAAGGAUGGCGGUUGUAAUCACAUGAUCUGUAAAAAUCAGAAUUGUAGACAGGAAUUCUGUUGGGUUUGUCUUGGACCUUGGGAUCCUCAUGGUACUAGUUGGUAUAAUUGCAAUCGUUUUGACGAAGAAGAUGCUAAAGUGGCACGAGACGCUCAGGAGAAGUCGAGGGCGGCGCUUCAACGAUACCUGUUCUACUGUAAUCGGUACAUCAACCACAUGCAGUCGCUCAAAUUCGAGAGCAAACUUUAUGCCAGCGUUAAGGAAAAAAUGGAGGAAAUGCAGCAACAUAACAUGUCGUGGAUUGAAGUACAGUUUUUGAAGAAAGCGGUAGACAUUCUUUGUUCUUGCCGCCAGACUCUUAUGUACACUUAUGUAUUUGCUUACUAUCUUCGUAAGAAUAAUCAAUCUGUGAUCUUUGAAGAUAAUCAAAAGGAUUUGGAGUCCGCCACUGAAUUUCUUUCAGAGUAUCUUGAGCGAGACAUCACCGGAGAAAAUUUGGCUGAUAUCAAACAAAAAGUUCAGGACAAAUACAGAUACUGUGAAAGUCGGCGAAAAGUGCUCUUAGAACACGUGCAUGAAGGUUAUGACAAGGAUUGGUGGGAGUACAUGGACUAAACAUUUGGAAGUUGAAAUACUGUGUUAUUUGCCGUUGUGCGCGGUCGAAGAGAAAUAAAACUUUCAAACAUUAAUUCAGCUGUGAUAAAUCGCAAAAGCUGAGAAAGACAUUGGAAAAUCGUAUAUCGCCGUCACUCAAAAUCUGUCAUUUUUAAGAUUGUAAUUGAAAACACGAUUUGAAGUCAUGUCUAUGUUCACGGAUAUUUUUUUGACCAUGGUUUUUUCAACCAUUUUUAUGGUUUUAUUUGAAAGAAGAAGAAAAAGCGUAGGGCCGAUGGUCUUUAUCAAAAGGCUUAAUAAAUAAACGAUUUUAUUUGAAUGAUUUCAUUGCAAACGAAGACGUAGUCUUUACUAUUAUCUCUAUUAUAAAUUCAUUAUUAUCAUUACUAUUAUCAUUAUUAUAACUACUCUAUAAUUUAAGUAGUUAUUUAAAUUACUGACUUAAUUAUUACGUCUGUUCGAAGCAAAUAUCCAUUUCAAGUAGAGUAGCAUCAGUUUAGUAAGGUAAUUGUGUAUAUGAUAGCGUAUUCAUCCCUUAUUUCUUAUAAUUGUUAGUCUAAUUUGCGUAGUUUUCCAUUGUGGGUUGCAAAACUACAAAAAAUAUAUCUUCAAAAAAAGGUGCUUUAAAUAUAAGUGAACCUGUGAUCACCACCAGCAAAAUGAAGAAUUGUGCAGUUUGUUGAGACAUUUCUUAUUCAAUCAUUCUUUCUUUUUCUUUUUCUUUUUCUUUUUCUUUUUCUUUUUCUUUUUCUUUUUCUUUUUCUCUACGCAUUUGAUGAAUACGUGUAAAUGUAUGCGCUUCAAACUGACACAGCAACCCCAAAAAAAAAAAUGAUUUAAUGUAAAAAAUUGUACAUUAAUGAUAUGAUACUGCGAAAAAAUUGUUAAAUCAUAAAAAAAGAAUGGAGUCGCUGAACUAUUUAAUCUAGAUCGGUGCUCCAUAUUUGGACUAUCACGUCCAGGCUUUACCUGCCAAACUUCAGAUUCAGUUCACAUUUUAGAUUUUGCGAUAUAUUGCUUCUAAAUUGUUAAUAUUUUGUAUUUCAAGUAAGUUUACAUAAGCCCACAUUACAAUUUUAUCUUUAAUUGUAAAUAAAUUCGAAUUUUUUCUCAUUUGAAUGAUUAUAUCGAAUCACAUACCUGUUAUUUUACAGAAAUGAUAAACUUUACACUAUCUGAUAUUAUCAAUGUUUUAGAACACUAUUGAUGCAUAAUGUAACCAUUUGAAAAGAAUCAUGAAAUCUGACAUGCGUCGAGAUGUGUGAAUAUAUGGACAAUAUGCGUGUUGUUGAAAUUUGUUUCGAGUUCUUGUGUACAGUAAAGCAUAGAGUCUUUAUAAAGACUAUGAAACGUCGACACGCAAGCAAUAACCCAAAUAAUGGAUAAUUCAAAUCAUUGUGUCAUAUUGCAGCAAUCUAAUUCUUUACGGAUUUGAAUAUUGUUAAUUUCUAUUAUUGCAUCGUUAGAGAAAACAAAAAUUUGAAAUUGGCAGUUGAUAGAUUUUGCCAAUUGUACACUCAAUAUGAAAAUAAUGGUAGUAGGUAAAUAAGGGAAGAGAGAGUCAAUCACAACAUCGACCCGUUCAAUGGAUCUGACCUGUUCCACAUUUUUGCAUACAAACAUUAUCGAGUGUCAAGUUUAAUAAAUCUACUAUACUUCUAAAAUAUCAUUACCAUAUUCUUCUGGUGAGUCAACUUCAUCUGAAAUGAUUGAUGAAUAUACUGUCUUACUCGUCAACGUCUGUAUCCGAACUCUACAGAAAUUAACGAUCAAUUAGCAACAAUUCAAGCUGUAGUAUUGAACGAGAGAAAGAGGACAUUUUUCAUUUAAAUUUAAGUCAAUAGCACAAUCUAAGCCUAAAUACAAACUCGAUAUUACCAUUAUCAUAUCGAUGGCAAUGAUGAAAAUAAGAUUUUAGAGAAACUGGUUUACAAAAGCGAGUAAAAGAUAGGAAAAAUCUGACAAAUAGUCUUUAUAUAUUAUCGCUUAAAUUUCCAAUCACAUCAUUAAAAUUCACCACUGACGUUUGACAUACUUAAUUUAAUAGAUUUUAAUGUAUAUCAAAAUUUAUAAACGUAUUACAUCUUGUGUCUAAUUAGACAUAACGUAAUUUAUGUCAAUAUUGCAUGUGAAUAAAUGUUCUUAUACAGUUUCAACAAUUCAAUUAAUGCAAAUUACUCAUCUUUACAUUUUUCAAUAAAUCACAUUGAUAAAUUUUUGAAA